UCCCCCUUCCUCCGUGAAGAAGCCCGAAUCCCCAAAGGGCGGGGUGGGGUCCCCGAGGGAGCAGCCCGCACAACUCAAGGGGAUGCCGGGCGCCGAGAGCUGGACGGGGACCUUGGAGGUCGUCUAGUCCAAGCCCUGCUCGAGCGGGAGGCCUCGCGGGCCCCGGGCUGCUUCUCUCCGCCUCCCGGGCUCGCCCCCUCCGACGCGGGUCCUUCCCGCCCAGCCAGCGGAGCGGCUGCUCCCGUUCCCGGCUUCCUGGGCGUGGAAGGCGGCGCUGGGUCGAGGCGCCCGGGGGCCCCGGCGGGAGACGCGCCCUUCGCUCGCCCCGCGCAGCCGAUGGAGCCGGAGCCGGAGCGCGGCUGGGGCCGGACGGCGUGCAUCGUGACGGGCGCCUCGCGGGGGUUCGGCCGGAGCCUCGCCCGCCUGCUGGCCGCCCGCCUGCCGCCCGGCUCGGCGCUGCUGCUGGUGGCGCGCUCGGCGGGGCCGCUGGGCCGGCUGGAGGGCGAGCUGCGGGCCGCCUGGCCGGGGCUGCUGGUGCGGGCGCUGCCCGCCGACCUGGGCUCCGAGCAGGGGCUGCGGCGCGUGGCCGAGGCGGGGCGGGCGCUGCGAGGGGCCGGAGACCCCCAGCGCCUGCUGCUCAUCAACAACGCCGCAUCUCUGGGUGACGUCUCCAAGACCUUCUCGGACUUCUCCGAGCCCAGCGACGUCAACAACUACCUAAACCUCAACGUGACUUCUGCCCUCUGCCUGACCGCCUCCAUCCUGAAGGCCUUUCCUGCCCAGCCGGGCUUCAGCCGCCUGGUGGUCAACAUCUCCUCCCUCUGCGCCCUGAAGCCCUUCAAGAGCUGGACCCUCUACUGCACGGGGAAGGCGGCUCGGGACAUGAUGUUCCAAGUCUUAGCAGCCGAAGAGCCGGACGUGCGGGUGCUGAACUACGCCCCAGGUCCCCUGGACACCUCCAUGCAGGAAGAGGCCCGCACCCUCUCGGCAGACCCGGAGCUGAGGCAGGCCUUCCUUCGCAUGAAGGAAUCCGGGGAGCUGAUCGACUGCGACGUCUCCGCCCGCAAGUUGCUGGACCUCCUGGCGGCCAACACCUUUGAAUCCGGUGCCCACGUGGACUUCUAUGACACCUGAGCAACUCUCCGGGCUCCUGCUUCCGUUGGAGGGUCCUUCUCAGAGACACGGCUUCUUUUCUUAAAAGAGCAGAAAUUAUUCUCUCUCGGUUCUUUUUUUCAUGCAUGCUGCAGUAAAUAAUGGGUGCUGGGAAGUUUUGUAUCUGAGGUGGUUGUAGAAGCAUUUUGCAAAAUUCUGAACUGUAACUGUGCCAAAAAAAAGCCAAAAAUUACACUAAGCUA
Messenger RNA from Ahaetulla prasina, 1355 nucleotides. It is a transcript of the gene SPR, whose product is annotated as sepiapterin reductase. Bases 337 to 1134 code for a protein of 265 amino acids. Gene Ontology annotation, biological process: tetrahydrobiopterin biosynthetic process. Gene Ontology annotation, molecular function: sepiapterin reductase (NADP+) activity. The record is from RefSeq and is a predicted model, not a curated record. The transcript has 3 exons. Lineage: Eukaryota; Metazoa; Chordata; Lepidosauria; Squamata; Colubridae.